CGUAUCGCUUCAUGAAACUUUUUUCUUCGAUCCCCAAUCUUCUCUCUCGAUCGUGAAACCUUUGCUCUCCCCCUUCCCUGUUCCGUUUGAACAUCACUCUGAUCGACGAUCAUUCAUUACAACCCUCACUUCGUUUCAACAUUAACUCCCAUUUAUGGAUUCUCUUCGGCUUUCUCCUUUUCAUUCUUUAUAUAAAACACAGAAUCUCUGUUUCGUUUCGAUCAAACUCGGUUGUAAAUUCUCUCAGUCAUACAGCAAUGAGUUCCGACGGCAAAUCCAUGGUAUCUGGUGCUUCCAAAUCGGAGAAACCAAAAGGCGCGGCCACCGACUCCUUUCCCGGGACGACCAAGCUCAUCGGCGCUCCCCGUGACUCUUCCGUCCUCUCAGGCGGCAAUACCGGUGUCUCGAUCGGUCGAACUAACUCAAAGAAAUCUACUGGGUCGAUCGGUGAGACCGCGAAGUCCGGUUCCUCUUUAGGCGUUAAAGGCAAGGGCGCUAUCUCAUCUGUCAACAAAGGGAAGGCCGUCGUCACCGCCAACGGCGGAGAAGUGACAACUUUCAGACAUGCCAAAUUCGGACCGCAUGAACGCGAAGUGAGGUUCCGGUUGAUCCACUAUUGGGAAUCUCGAACUAUCAAGACGAAGCUGCUGCUCGGUCUCGAGAUGCUUCUCAUCGAUGAAGAGGGAACGGUUAUCCAAGGCUUCAUCCCAGCAGGGAAGAUGGAUACCUAUUUGCCACACCUGAAACCUGGUGGCCUUUACAGGCUCUAUAACUUUUUCGGGUCAUACAACAAGAAUCUUUAUCGGGUAGCCGAGCCAGAAGUGACCAUCACCUUCACAACGACUUCUGUCCUCACUGAUCUGGAUGACGACUCUGUUUGUAUCCCUGACGACCGUUUUCGAUUUCAUGGAUAUGCUGAGUUCGAGGCUGCCUGCGACCUGAAAGGGGAUCUAUAUGAUUGUAUUGGCCAUAUGAAGCUUGUGAAUGGCCAGGUUCUCAAUGACAGUCUCGUGGUAGAUGUCACCGAGAUAGCUUUAACUCGCCGAGUUCAGCUUCAUGUUCAGACACAUGAUGGUCCGGUGAUGAAGCUGUACCUGUGGGACGAGGCUGCCCUAAGCUUUGGUGAGAAAUUUAAAGCAUCUGGAGGAGCUGCAAGAGUUGUUUUGGUCACCACCUUGAACCCGAAACGAUUGGCUUUUGGAGGUGCCUUAGGUAUCUCUACUAUGGCUUCAUCGCGAGUAUUUCUUGACAACGAUGUUCAAGCAACCCGUGAUUAUCUCACUUGGUUGAACUCGAACCUAGCUGUUGCUAAUAGAGUUGAUGCAGCCGUUGUCACUAAGCGUGAAACAGUGACCAUAGGUGAACUCCUCUCCUAUAUGAAGCAUGCCGAUGCAAAGGUUGCUUGGUUUGAGUGCUUGGCAACCAUUGGUGAUGUUGUGCACGGUUCAGCAUGGUAUUACAUAGGUUGUGGUGGAUGCCACACCAAGGCAAUCAAAGGUGCUACCUCACUGAUGUGCAAAAAAUGUGGGAAAAGUGAUAUUGUUGGUGUUCCACAGUACCUAGCCAAGAUAUCUGUGUAUGACGAUGCCAACCAGGUCUUCUUUGUGCUCCUUGGCGAUGCUGGUCAAGAGCUGACUGGAAAGAAAGCCUCUGAGUUGGUUGAGAGUUAUUUUGAGGCCAAUGAGAAUGUGGGAACUGAUCAAUUAGUUCCGGUUCCUCAAGCUCUGCUUAGUACCAUUGGACAGUCUCGCAAGUUCAUUGUGAAGAUAUCAGAGCACAACUUGACUGGCAAGACACAGACCUUGACUGUGACAAAGGUGCUUCCUGUAGAAGAUCCGGAGCUUGAAGGUGAUUUAGAAGAAACUGUGGCUCUACCAGAUACCAAGCUCAUGGGAAUUGCUGAGAGUGGUUCAUCCGCAGUGUAUGAAGCGUCUGAUGGUGAGAGGGUUAAAAGGUCUGGUGAUGUUGUUGAUGUGGAAGAGCACAAGAGGGUCAAAUGUGGCUAAGAUAUGUGUCAACGGUUGUUCUGUGGUUACCAAUACUCUAUGUUUUGUUUUUUUCAUUUUCGGCCAUCAACUUUGCAACAUUGAACUGUUUUUUUUUAUACUCUCUGGUUGUUAAACUUUCUGUUUACUGGAAUUUAUCCAAGAUCGAAUUUUUAUAA
Raphanus sativus (radish) is the source of this 2164-nucleotide messenger RNA. RefSeq lists its product as uncharacterized. Gene Ontology annotation, molecular function: damaged DNA binding; single-stranded telomeric DNA binding. Gene Ontology annotation, biological process: DNA replication; meiotic cell cycle; double-strand break repair via homologous recombination. Lineage: Eukaryota; Viridiplantae; Streptophyta; Magnoliopsida; Brassicales; Brassicaceae. The record is from RefSeq and is a predicted model, not a curated record. Gene Ontology annotation, cellular component: DNA replication factor A complex; nucleus. Bases 258 to 2006 code for a protein of 582 amino acids. The transcript has 10 exons.